Dictyostelium purpureum is the source of this 1018-nucleotide messenger RNA. RefSeq lists its product as uncharacterized. Lineage: Eukaryota; Evosea; Eumycetozoa; Dictyosteliales; Dictyosteliaceae. Bases 537 to 983 code for a protein of 148 amino acids. The record is from RefSeq and is a predicted model, not a curated record. The transcript has a single exon.
GAUAAUUAGAAAAUAAAAAUAAAAAUAAAAUUUAGAAGAAUGAAUCCAAUUACUAGCAAUAUUAUAAUAUUAUAUGGUGGGAAAACAGGAUGGAUUGGUAAAAAAAUGUAUGAAUUAAUGAAAGAAAAGAGUAUUGAUGUUUAUGUUUCAAGCUGUAGAUUAGAAAAUAGGGAAGAGAUAUUAAAGGAACUAGACUCAAUAAAACCAAUUUCAGUAAUUAAUUGCGCAGGUGUUACUGGUAGACCCAAUGUCGAUUGGUGUGAAGAUAAUAAACAAGAAACUAUAAGGUAGGAAAAUUAAAUUUCAAAAUAUCUUAAUUACUUAUUUUUUAUUAUUAACUUAAUAUUUAUAGAUCAAAUGUAAUAGGUACAUUAAAUCUAAUAGAUUGUUGUUAUUUAAAAAACAUUCAUAUUACAAAUUUUGCAACAGGUUGUGUAUAUAAAUAUGAUGAUAAGCAUCCAGUUAAUAGUGGUAUAGGGUUUACCGAAGAGGAGGAAUUUAAUUAUUUUGACUCACAUUAUAGCGUCACUAAACAAAUGGUUGAAAAGUUAUCAAAGCACUAUCCAAAUACUUUAACAUUACGUUUAAGAAUGCCAAUAUCAGAAUCAUUGGAAGAACCUAGAAACUUUAUUACAAAAAUCAAAAACUACAAGCGUGUUGUAAAUAUACCAAAUAGUUGUACUGUGCUACCCGAUUUAUUACCAGUUGCUUUGGAUAUGACAUUAAAACAAUUAAAAGGUAUUUUCAAUUUCGUUAAUCCAGGUGUUAUCAGUCAUAACGAGGUCUUAAAUCUUUAUAUCCAAUAUAUAGAUCCACAAUUUGUUUAUGAAAACUUUACUGAAGAAGAACAAUCUAAAAUAUUAAAAUGUGGUAGAAGUAAUAACCAUUUGGAUACAUCCAAAUUAGAAAGAAUUUAUCCAGACCUACCCCAUAUCAAAAACUCGAUAGAGUUAAUUUUUAAAAAUAUAAACAAUAAUAAAUAAAUUUAUUUCAUUUUUUCUUUUUAUUUUCAUAUAUC